Capsaspora owczarzaki ATCC 30864 is the source of this 1454-nucleotide messenger RNA. RefSeq lists its product as hypothetical. The transcript is spliced from 2 exons. The record is from RefSeq and is a predicted model, not a curated record. The coding region runs from base 17 to 1357 and encodes 446 amino acids. Lineage: Eukaryota; Filasterea; Ministeriida; Capsasporidae.
CGGAAACUGCGACGUCAUGAGCCCUGGAGUCACUGGCACUGCUUCCAGCCCAACAGGCGAAGUAAGCCGCCUCUGCCGUGAAUUGGUGUCCACCAACCACACUAGUGAAGUAGCGCCAUCUGGUCGGCUUCCGACGACGUGCUCGCUCGCCGCUAGUAUCUACAGCACAGCGACAGAAACGUCGGCACUCGCUGCGCUCAGUCUGACCUCUCCAGUGGCGUCAGACGACUUGAAAGCGGGCCUGACGGUGCUCAGCACUGCGCUCAACUCGCCGAAUCUCGAUUCGGUGUCGAUGUUCAAGCUUGAGCUGCUCUUACUUGAGCAGUUCCUUCUCUAUCGACAAGUCCUCUUGUGCGGUCCACUGAAUGUCGAAACGUCGACUCAGUAUCGGCAGUCACUGGCGCGUCUUGUGGCUGCGCUCCCCAGGCGGUCGCCCGACGAAAAUGAAGACGAAACUCAAGCCAAAACGAAGCACCCAAGCCUGAGUGACGAUGGGUGGAAGUGGAACCCAUUUCCACAGGCCACAACACUGGUAAUGCUGCUGGAGGAGGAGUUGGCUCUCCGCUCAGCUGCAAACAGCGUUCAAGAUUUGACCGAACUUCUCGAGCUUCUGGGCGCGACGUUCGAGAUUGGCCCGCCACGCAGCCGUGCAGAGCUCUCGGAUGCUGCAAUCAAGACAUUGACUGAGAUGUACUUGCACAUGGCCUUUGCAGGAGACAAGAUUGGCCGCUCGGUUGGUCGUGCUCUCGCGCAUUGGGUGUACAACAACGAGUCUGGAAAGGGCAAGCUCCGCCAAACCCUCUUCGAGCACGACAACGAGAAAAGGACCUUCUUGGAGCAUCUCGGCCGACUCGAGAUGUCUGCUGAAACGGCGCCUUCAUGCGCCCUCCUUGUUCAGAACUGGGUCUGCGGCGACGAGGAACUACAGAGAGAGAUUGUUGACUCGCUCUUUUUCACCCAUCCUUGCCAGUUCUUCUCUUCAACCUGUCACAAGCCGCUCCUGUCCCUCAAUUCUGCUCUCAUGUCAUCGGCUCGGCGACUUUGCGUCAUGGUGCGCGAGGUCCACCCGGGCAGGCACGCCACCACAAGCGUGCUUGCUGGUCUCGCCGCCAGCGUGGCUGAGCUGUUUGUGCGGUGCUUGCGGGAGAUGCCGCUACAACUUGUUUGUGCGCAGCUUCUGCUCGAGCUCAAAUCGCACGUCAAGCUCUCACCAGGGGCAGAGUCCGAGGCAAUCACGAUGAUCGCAUCGUUUCCCAAGUCGAAGCUUGCUGAAACGCUCCGUCCGCUGGUGAAUGCGAACAUUCGGCCAAUGCCACCGCCAGCUGGAUCCAAAAUCGACAUGGCCUGGUUCGACUGAUCGCUGUUGGUUGGUUGUUUGUUUGCGUUGUUUGUUUGCGUUGUUUGUUUGCUUUGUUUGUUUGUUCGGACAGUUCGACCUCUUUGUUGAUCGAGUU